CUUCUUAUCUCGACUCCGGAUCGCGCAGCUGCCGCUUAGAUCGCCGUAUUUUCUUCUUCUUUUUCCCUUUCUUCUUUUCUUCUUUUCUUCUCACCUGCCUCUUGUCAGCCUCUACGGCACAAAUCCGCCGCCAUGGUGCUAAACGUCUUUCGCAUUGCUGCGGAUUUCUCGCAUUUGGCGAGUAUCUUCAUUUUGCUGCACAAAAUGGUGCAGCUCAAGAGCUGCUCAGGCAUCUCGUUCAAGUCGCAAGGGCUGUAUCUGCUCGUAUACCUCACUAGAUACCUCGACCUCUUUUCAACCAACAGCAUCUACAACUUCAUCUUCAAGAUUCUCUUCAUCGGCUCUCAGGGCUACAUCAUCUACCUCAUGACCCAGGCCUACAGGCCCACCAACGAUGUCAACGUCGAUACCUUCCGCGUGCAAUACCUCCUGGGCGGUGCUGCUGUCCUCGCCGUCGCCUUCCCGUACUAUUACACACCUGCCGAGAUCAUGUGGGCCUUUUCCAUCUGGCUCGAGUCCGUGGCCAUCCUGCCGCAGCUGUUUAUGUUGCAGCGCACAGGCGAGGCGGAAACGAUCACGACCCAUUACCUCUUCGCCCUUGGACUCUACCGCGCCCUCUACAUUCCCAACUGGAUCUACCGCUACAUCGCGGAACCCAACCACAAGGUGGACUGGAUCGCCAUUGUCGCCGGCAUUAUCCAGACAGUUCUCUACAGCGACUUUUUCUACAUCUACUACAACAAGGUUCUCAAGGGCAAGAAGUUCAAGCUGCCCGUCUAAAGGGCAAGUAGCUUUUGCGGGGUGCUUCAUAAAAGGGGAGGUGACGAUGUUGCCUUGCGUCAGGGCAUGGGAAAAGUCAUUACCUCGGAGUCUAUUCGAGUGAUGAAAUCUUCACGGCAGACCGUGGUGAGGACUUGUUGGUCGCCGCAAGCAAGGGAGCUCUACAGCUACGACAACAAUCUAUGGGAAGAAUCAAGUUUCAAGGGGGGCAAUGAUUGCAUCGGCGGCGUUUGAUGGUAUGCUCGGUUUGAGGCAGUAAGGGAAAGGGCGUCAUCUCUUAAUAUGGGGAUUCCGUGAGUUUGGGCCAUGUACUCGUACGUUGUGGACAAAAAAUUAGAGGGCAAUCAAUUGAAUGUGUUUGAAUUUGG
This is a messenger RNA of Trichoderma virens Gv29-8, 1148 nucleotides long. RefSeq lists its product as uncharacterized. NCBI's taxonomy places the organism in Eukaryota, Fungi, Ascomycota, Sordariomycetes, Hypocreales, Hypocreaceae. Gene Ontology annotation, biological process: endoplasmic reticulum to Golgi vesicle-mediated transport; protein retention in ER lumen. The record is from RefSeq and is a predicted model, not a curated record. The coding region runs from base 133 to 780 and encodes 215 amino acids. Gene Ontology annotation, molecular function: ER lumen protein retrieval receptor activity. The transcript has 4 exons. Gene Ontology annotation, cellular component: cis-Golgi network; membrane; endoplasmic reticulum.